Messenger RNA from Coregonus clupeaformis (lake whitefish), 3502 nucleotides. Its product is annotated as zinc finger protein 2. Gene Ontology annotation, molecular function: DNA-binding transcription factor activity, RNA polymerase II-specific; RNA polymerase II cis-regulatory region sequence-specific DNA binding. The transcript has 9 exons. Gene Ontology annotation, biological process: regulation of transcription by RNA polymerase II. Lineage: Eukaryota; Metazoa; Chordata; Actinopteri; Salmoniformes; Salmonidae. The coding region runs from base 108 to 2312 and encodes 734 amino acids. The record is from RefSeq and is a predicted model, not a curated record.
UUGACCUAUAACGUCAUAUUUAAACGACGACCGUGAAUGUUCGGUUAUUUUGUUUCUUAUGUAGCUGGAUAGCUAGAUAGCUAACCAGCUUGUGAUAUUUUUGGAAAAUGGCUGAAUCGUUUGAAGAACGUCUCGUAAAAGCAGUCAAAGAGCAUACGCACUUGUAUGAUACCUCAAUGCGUUUACAUUUCGACAAAGAGGCUCUCGAACACAGUUGGCGCGAAAUUGCUACAUAUUUAAACUCCGAUCCAGAUACCUGCAGGAAGAAAUGGAGACUUGCGAGGGACCGUCAUGUGAGAGCACUGAAAAAGUCUAAGGAUAUGCCAGAGGGUGUACCGAGGCCUGGAAUUCUGAGUUGGCUCACCAUUUUUAUCAAACAUCGGCAAACCAACCCAAACUUUCCCGAGAUUUCAGCAAACAGAGUUGAGAGUCCUAAUAGCAAACUGGAUCAAACUCCCAUGUUUUCAGACCAGGCAGGUCCACGGUUACCUUUAUCUUCUUUCCGUCUCCUGGUUCCUCCUCUACGCCUGAUGUCAGCUUUCAUGUGGCAAGUGGCUCAAGAGCGUAAUGUGAUGCAGUAUGGGAAGCUGGAGGAGUUUGUGACUUUGGUGACAGAGAUGGUUCCAGAGCUGCUGAGCUCCAGGCAGAGGACCCAACUCAUCCUGGGACUGAGAGCAAGGAUGGUUUUAGAGUUGUUUCGCAAUGAAAACCCACCGGAACCCCAGACCAUCCAACUUCAUUUGGACAGAAUCAGAACUUCUUCAGUACAUGCUGUGCACGUGGAUCUGAUUUUAUCAUUCAUUUUACAUGCCCAGUCACAGAGUAGAAAUGAGUUGGAGGCUUCGGAGUCUAACUUCGUGGAACUUGUCAAAACCCUGUUGGAAGACCCUUCUGAGAAGAAGCACUUCUUCCAGGUGGUGUUCCCAAUACGUUACGGCCCUCGGUAUGACACAGCACUGCAGAUACUGGUGUGGGAGUUCCUCUCCCGGCUGGAGGAGCUGCUGCCUGUACCAGACCUUACAGAGACAGCAUCUAGUCUCAGCAUUGCCCCCUCUGACCUGGAGGAGUUCUGGCAUUCUGUCUCUGACCCAGAGCACAUGAAGACACUGCUGCAGCAUCAUAGACAUCUGGGACACUUGAGCAAAAAUAAAUUCUCCAACCAGGUCGCAGACAACAUCUUGUCCACAUUGUCAAUUCCUCAAAUUCACGGCCUGAAGUCAAGUCUCGAUGGACAUGAAGGCAUGAAAGGGUGCACAGAGGGGUGGAAGAUCAACAGUGAGGAAGACCAAGAGGAAGGAGUAGAGUUGCAUUGUGAAAAUAACUUGGAGGAGGAUGAUGAUGAUGGAAGUGAGAGAAAUGAAGACCCUGAGAGAGGAUUGAAGGAUGAAGAUGACGCAAACUGGACCUCCCCUCUGAGUGAACCAGAGGACUCGGAUGAACUGGCUAGUGACAUGCCCUCCCAGGUCUUCUCCUGCCCCCAGUGCCCAUUCUCCCACAGGGAAAUGGUGGACCUUCACCAGCACAUCAGGAAGGAACAUUUAACAGAGGAGGACAGCAGGAGCCUGGACUCUGGAGGAGCUGAGAACUCACUGCCAUCCAGUGAAACAGUACAGAGCUCCUCAGCCAAGAGGAUCAAUAAGAACACCUGCAAACAGUGCGGGAAGGGUUUCAGAUGCACAACUGACCUGAAACGACACCAAAGUAUUCACACAAGUGUGCAGCCGUUCCGUUGCAACCAGUGUGAGAAGAGAUUCAAAUCGGAGAGAUAUCUACAACUGCACAAGAAGAGUCACGACGUUGAACCGAUGCACAGGCCUAUUUGCCAACACUGUGGCAAGAGUUACACAAGUGCAGCAGUCCUCAAAAUACACAUACGCACACACACCGGGGAGCGGCCUUACUCCUGCUCAGUCUGUGGGAAGAAGUUCAAUCAAAAGCACACAUUAGUUAGACACCUCCGGAUGCACAAAGGGGAUAGACCAUACCUGUGUAGCGUAUGUGGGAAGGCUUUCUUUGUGUCCGGGGAACUCUUAGUGCACAUGCGUUUUCACACAGGGGAACGACCUUACCGUUGUAAACCGUGUGGAAAGGCUUUCAGCACGUCAUGCGCUCUCACGUCGCAUAAGCGAUGGCACUCAAACGAGCGCCCAUUCACCUGCUCCCUUUGUUCAAAGGGCUUUGCAGAAACUAGUGGCCUUAAAAGACACAUGUUUAUUCAUACUGAGGAGAAGCCCCAUUACUGCCACACGUGUGGGAAAGGAUUUAGUCAGUUGAGCAACAUGAGAAUACAUUUGAAAACUCAUAAGAAAUAAUGUCAUUGGAUCUUUGUCAGACUAAAGUGAUUUUUACGCUAGUGUAAUGUUUAUUGCUCCUUGAGCUCAUAAAGCCAAAAGUAAGAAGAAAAAAAAAAUGUUUUAUAGUUCAUGUACAUCGUCCUGACAAAGUUUUAGCAAUUUAUUGACAAAGUAGCCAUUCUGUUAUUUUUCCCUGGGUAAUGUAAUUGGUUGUUAAGGAACUUUGUCCACAGACUUCACAAUGACAUUGAGGUUUUACUUAGUGCACUGCUAACUGUACUGUACUCUGUGAGCACAGUAGGGGUAACAUGAUGAAAGCAUGACACAGUUUGUGUAGGCCGUUCUGUACCUGAUGUAAUGAAAAAACAUUUUGACAGCAACUAUGAAGUUGACCCUUGAAUAAUCAGUCAUGUGUUUUGGACCAAGCUCCUGAUGUAUGCCGGAACAGAGUCCUCCCUUUUCCUAAUUCUUCUGCAUAGUCACCCGUUGAAGUGUCGUCAUCUAAGGAAUGUUUUUAUUUUCAAUCCCUCGGUCAGGCACCCAAUUCCCUUCUGCUACAUGCUGGGCUGAAGCACAUUUGGGUACACUUUUUUUCCCCAUUGUAAUCAGACCUGGGUUCAAACACUAUUUCAAAUAUCUCAAUUACUUUCACCUACGUUGUCCAAGUAAGUAUUCAGAUGUUUUAUUUGAAAAGACAAGUACUUGAAUAUUUUAAUGUAUUUGGAAAUACACUUGGAAAGUAUUUGAAAAUACUCAAAUACACUCCCGUGCAUUUAACCCAGGUAUUUGAAAUAAGUGUUUGAAAAUACUCAUACUAUUUGGUUUUUACAAAUAGCCAUUCAAAUAACCAAAUAGAAGUACUUAUUUUGGGCUGUGUAUUUGAAAAUACACAAAUGUAUUUUAAAUACUGAAAUACAUUUGAACCCAGGUCUGAAUUUAAUAAAUAAUCACUCGUAUCGUCUGUGUAAUCGUCUGUGGUGACUCAAUCAUUUGUAAAUUAACUAAUACUACAGCAUGUGUAUGAUAUAUGUAUAUUAUUAUGUACAUGAUGCUACAUUUAUUAUCCAUCAAACACUUAAUAAAAACGUUAGUGUUUUUUUUAAGUGUGGGAAAGGAUUUACUUAGAUGAGCAACAUGAAUACAUUUGAAAACUUGUAAGAAAAAAGCUAAUUGGAUGUUUGUCAGACUAAAGUGAUUUUUACACUAUU